AGAAGCUGUUUAGGUUCUCGCCAUCUUGCAAAGAGAAAACAGUGAACGCUGUGGGCUGAAGAUUAAUUAAUUUUAAGUAAAACUUUCAGAGGAGUUGUGAGAACAAGACAUUUCGACGGAUAUUUUGCUUCAUACAAAGCCGAUUCACGCGAUUUCACAGCAUCUGCCAUCGGAUUACAUCUGGAUUGCAUAAAGAGUUCAUGGAUACAGACAAGAGCCUAGGCCUGCUUAAGACCCUGUCACACCAGAUGACUUUCCCUCAGAUUUUCGGUCUGAAGCUUUUGUUUACAUAAUCGCUGGACUUUCUGGACUUCUGCAUGCUACACAUUUUUCUACAAGAAGUAUGGAGUCCAAUCGAAAGUACCACUGGACGAUACAAAAGGAGGAAAAGCUCAUUGCUCUUUGGAGCCAACAUGACUGUUUGUAUGACAGAACCAGCAUGUCAUUUCACGACAAACUCAUAAGAGAUAAGAAAUGGAUGGAGAUUGCUGACGAACUAAAUAUACCCGUUAAAGAUGUUAAACAUAGGGCUGGAUCAAUAAGGGCACAAUACUCCAGGAUUCUGAAGCCGCAUGCAAAUAGCAACUGUGGCAAACCUUUAACAGCAAAACAACUCUGGUUCCUGGACAAAUUGGAGUUCUUGAGGAGACAUUACGUCCCCCGGCUCAAUGAAAGUAGUUUGAAUCUUGCUGCAGAACAGCCGGGUGUCAAACAGGAGCCAGUUGAUGUUGUUGUUGUAGGCCAGGCAUUCACUGAUGAAGACGGAAGUUUUUCAGACAUGUCUGCAAACACUCUGGACUCUGAGAGUGUACAGAUUGCUCCAGAGCAGCCAGAUGUCAAGCCAGGGCAAGUUGAUGUUGUUUUGGACCAGGAGUUUGCUGAUGAAGACGCAAGUUUUUCAGACAUGUCGGAAAACACUGUGGACUCUGAGAGUGUACCACAGCAGUCGACUCCCAAGCCACCUCAGGGCAAAAAGAGAAAGGGUUCUGACAGCGAUACUGAAGUGGAAGCGAUCAAUUUGCUUAGAAAGAUGUCAGCCACUGUAAUGACUGGCUUGAACCAAGCAAAUGAUUCUGAGGCCAUUUUUGGCCAGCAGAUUGCAUCCGACCUGCGUGAAAUUCAAAAUCCAGUGUUGCUCAGGAUGGCCAAAAGGAAAAUACAGAUGUUGGUCUAUGAAUAUCAAGACAAAGACCAGCUUGAGAGAGAGAAACAGUGAACAAGACGGUUAACAUAUUUUUAGUGUAUAUAUUUGUACAUUUUGUUUUAACAUUUGUUUAUGGUCUUGCACUGCUGCUGCAACAUUGUGUAGCAUAAUGUUUACCUUUUGUUGUACUAUUCAAUAGUGUCUAACACCUUGGGUGUGUCAUUGGUAGGUUUUAUUUCAGCUUUGUAAAGUUUAUAUUUAUUACUUCUAGUGCUAUAUUACAUUGUAAAUAACUUUUUACAAAUGUAUAUGUAGGCAGGGCCGUCAUUAGGGUUAUGCAGUUGGUGCAGGAAUCUCCCACAUUUGACCUCACCAUGGGCCUCCUAGUAUAUUACAUAUAUUACAGUUGCAUAGUUUUGUGUUAAUUUUCCAUAGUUAUAGAUUAUAUAAAUGCUUUACAAUUUUGUACUUUUAAUUUAUUUUUAUAAUUUUAAACAGUGUUUAAAAUUACUUUCUACCAAGUAACAUUUCUUUUGGUCAACACUUUGCACAAUGUGACAAUAAAUGUGAAAGUUCUUAUGUAA
Myxocyprinus asiaticus (Chinese sucker) is the source of this 1728-nucleotide messenger RNA. RefSeq lists its product as uncharacterized. Gene Ontology annotation, biological process: regulation of transcription by RNA polymerase II. Bases 344 to 1216 code for a protein of 290 amino acids. The transcript is spliced from 5 exons. Gene Ontology annotation, cellular component: transcription regulator complex; nucleus. NCBI's taxonomy places the organism in Eukaryota, Metazoa, Chordata, Actinopteri, Cypriniformes, Catostomidae. Gene Ontology annotation, molecular function: DNA binding. The record is from RefSeq and is a predicted model, not a curated record.